AUGUCUCGGAAACAAGUAGACUCGCGGAUCCCCGCCCUCAUCAAGAAUGGAAUCCAGGAGAGGAGACGAAGCUUCUUCGUUUUGGUGGGCGACCACGCCAAAGAUGCCAUUGUCCAGCUUCACUAUAUCAUGACCCAAGUCGGGCUUAAGCAGAACAAAUCUGUGCUAUGGGCUUACAAGAAGCAGCUCCUUGGCUUUACCAGUCACCGGCGAAAGAGGGAGACUAAAAUCAAGAAGGAAAUUAAGCGCGGCACACGGGAGGCCAACGAUGCGGACCCAUUUGAGCUCUUUCUUUCGCUCCAAAACAUCAGAUAUGUCUACUACAAAGAGACUGAGAAGAUUCUUGGAAAUACAUAUGGCAUGUGUAUUCUUCAAGACUUCGAGAGCAUCACACCAAACAUUCUAGCGCGCACGAUCGAAACAGUCGAAGGUGGUGGUAUGGUGAUUCUGCUAUUGAAAGGCAUGAGCAGCUUGAAACAACUUUACACGAUGACUAUGGACGUACAUUCCCGAUAUCGAACCGAAGCAUACGACGAUGUUGUUGCCAGGUUCAACGAGCGCUUCAUCUUGUCCCUCGGUAGUUGCGAGUCCUGCUUAGUCGUCGACGAUGAGCUGAACGUGCUACCAAUAUCUGGCGGCAAAAACGUGAAGCAGUUGCCGGAACCAGAGUCGUCUGAGGAUGCCAAGACGCCAGCACAGAAGGAGUUAGAGGAGGUGAAAGAUUCACUUAGAGAAACGCAACCGGUCGGAUCCUUGAUACAGCUUGCCAGGACCAAUGAUCAAGCCAAGGCUCUGCUCACCUUUGUGGAUGCAAUCUCUGAGAAGACCCUGCGCAACACUGUGACACUAACAGCAGCGCGAGGUCGUGGCAAGUCGGCAGCAAUGGGUGUUGCCAUUGCUGCUGCCGUCGCCUACGGCUACAGCAACAUAUUUAUUACCUCGCCGUCCCCAGAGAACUUGAAGACCCUUUUUGAGUUCGUUUUCAAAGGAUUGGACGCCCUUGAUUACAAAGAUCAUGCCGACUAUUCCAUCAUGCAAUCGACGAAUCCCGAUUUCAACAAGGCUAUUGUGCGGGUCAAUAUUCACAGGAAUCAUCGUCAGACGAUCCAAUAUAUCCGUCCGCAAGACGCGCACGUUUUGGGCCAAGCUGAACUAGUCGUCAUUGACGAAGCUGCUGCCAUACCUUUGCCACUAGUCAAGAAAUUGAUGGGACCGUACUUGGUGUUCAUGGCGUCCACUAUCAACGGUUACGAAGGAACGGGCAGAUCUUUGUCACUGAAGCUCAUCAAGCAGCUAAGGGAACAGUCAAGAGCACCUGUCGCGGGCAACAAUGUCGACGUGGAGAUCGAUAGGUCAAGCGGCAAGGCUGAAAAAAACACUACUAUGACAGGGGCUCGUUCGCUCAAAGAAAUCACUCUGUCUGAGCCAAUUCGGUAUGGUCCUGGUGAUGCGGUGGAAAAGUGGUUAAACACCCUUCUCUGCCUCGACGCUACUUUGCCCAAAUCAAAACUCAACACACAAGGCUGCCCGGACCCGACACAAUGCGAGCUGCUUCAAGUGAACAGGGAUACUUUAUUCUCCUUCCACCCCGUAUCAGAAAGGUUUCUGCAGCAAAUGGUGGCGCUUUACGUUGCGAGCCAUUACAAGAACACCCCGGAUGAUCUGCAGCUAAUGAGCGACGCACCAGCCCACAAGCUCUUUGUUCUCACCCCGCCGCCUUCCGAAAAUUCGCUGCCCGAGCCUCUGUGCGUGAUUCAGGUCGCUUUGGAGGGCAAGAUCAGCAGGCAAAGCAUCUUGAACAGCUUGAGCAGAGGGCAACGUCCGGCGGGAGAUUUAAUUCCGUGGCUCGUAAGCCAGCAAUUUCAAGACGAGGAGUUUGCAUCUCUGUCAGGCGCCCGCAUAGUAAGGAUAGCGACCAAUCCGGACUAUGUUUCCAUGGGCUAUGGUACGCGAGCACUGGAGCUUCUGAUUGAUUUCUUUGAGGGAAAGUCGUUGAGUCUGUCAGAGGAUGUGGAGGAUAUGGUGGAAAAAACCAUGCCAAGAGUCACGGAUGCAGAGUUAUCCAAACUGGGAACCGGCAGUCUUCUCGACGACAACAUUAAGGUUCGUGACAUGAACGAGAUGCCACCCCUCUUCUCGUUUAUGCAUCAGUGUCGACCCCCGCCUCUUGACUACGUCGGUGUCAGCUACGGUCUCACUCAGCCCCUUCACAAAUUCUGGAAACGCGCAUCGUUCGCGCCAGUCUACUUAAGGCAAACUGCCAAUGAUCUCACUGGCGAACAUACUUGCGUCAUGCUUAGGCCCUUGAACACCACCGAGGACCAGAGCUGGCUUGGUGCUUUCACUAACGAUUUCCAUCACCGUUUCCUCAACCUUCUCUCAUACCAAUUCCGCGAGUUUCCUUCUGUGCUUUCGCUCAGCAUUGAUGAAUCUGCUGUAUCUGGGGCCCAGACAGAUUCCACUAAUGAGCCCAGUCCCCUGACGAAGACUGAUCUCGACAGGUUGUUGACUCCUUUCGACCAAAAGAGGCUGGAGUCUUAUGCGAAAAACCUGUUGGAUUACCACGUCAUUCUGGACAUGGUGCCCACACUCGCUCAUCUGUACUUCACGGGAGCGCUCAAGUCGAGCAUCAAACUCACCGGUGUACAGCAAGCCAUUCUACUCGCUGUUGGGUUGCAAAGGAAGGACAUUGAUGCAGUGUCGUCGGAGCUGUCGCUUCCAUCUUCGCAGCUUCUUGCCAUGUUUAUUAAGAUCAUGCGCAAGAUCACGGCGCAUUUUGAGACGCUCGUGACGCAGGCUGUUGAUGCCGAAAUGCCCAAGCCCAAAUCGAUCGGAGUCAGUCGAGAGAACGCACUAGGUGCGCACGACGAUGAGAUUGUUGAUAACAGAUUUGUGCCCCUGGCCAAGGGGCUUGGUGAGGAGCUGGAGGAGGUUGGUGAUGAGGCGCUCAAGGAAUACAGAGCAAAGCAGAAGGAGCUCAUUGACUCGCUUCCACUCGACCAAUUCGAGAUUGAGGGGGGAGCUUCCGAAUGGAAAGAGGCAGAAAAGGCGAUCGCCAAAGCUGCUUCUAAAGGUGAAACCCCAGCGUUGACCGUCAGCGUUAAGAGUCAAAAGACGAAACGGAAGGCUGGGCAGCAGACAGCCGCUGAGGUGUACGAGGAGGCAUUUGGCGAGAAAAGACAUAAAAAGGCCAAGAAGUCCAAAAAGGAGAAGGGGGCGUAA
Pyricularia pennisetigena is the source of this 3222-nucleotide messenger RNA. RefSeq lists its product as uncharacterized. Gene Ontology annotation, cellular component: nucleolus; 90S preribosome. The coding region runs from base 1 to 3222 and encodes 1073 amino acids. The record is from RefSeq and is a predicted model, not a curated record. The transcript is spliced from 6 exons. NCBI's taxonomy places the organism in Eukaryota, Fungi, Ascomycota, Sordariomycetes, Magnaporthales, Pyriculariaceae. Gene Ontology annotation, biological process: rRNA acetylation involved in maturation of SSU-rRNA. Gene Ontology annotation, molecular function: 18S rRNA cytidine N-acetyltransferase activity; tRNA binding; ATP binding.